Molecule: messenger RNA, 1947 nt
Organism: Brenthis ino (lesser marbled fritillary)
Lineage: Eukaryota; Metazoa; Arthropoda; Insecta; Lepidoptera; Nymphalidae
Source: the annotation of a GenBank genome assembly
AUGGACUAUUAUUCGUCAGAUUUUACCGGUAAUGAUUUCAAUGAAUGGGAUUCAAGUGGAGUAACCUCUUCAACUGAUGUCAAAAUGCCUUCAAUGGAAAUCAAGAAAGAGAUAAAAGCGGAUUCUGAACAAGAAGCAAAGGCCGGCGACAAACGUUUUAAUAGAUAUUUUAAGGAUGGAGAACCACCUACGAAGAGACCCACACCAUCGAUACAACUGGGCGCCGGGUUCAAAUGGAAUUUACAGGCCCUGGCUAAAGCGGCUGAAUCCGUGGAGUUGGGGGGUAAAUCCCCGGUGUCGGCCCUCAACGAGUUAGGGGUGCGAGUCGCGUACAGCGUACUGAGACAACGUGGUCCUGCACACUGCCCUAGCUUCACUGUGGCUGUUGCGGUGGCCGAUAUGUCAUUCGAGGGUUGGGGUCACAGCAAGCGUGAGGCGAGGGCGGCAGCAGCCAAGACCUGUCUAAACGCUCUGUUGGCCCGAGCUGGACGUGUGCUUCCAAACCCUGGACCAGCCCCCGACUUCACUAGUGAUGAACCACCCAAAUAUCCUGUGUCAGAGUUUCAGUGUAUGGAAACCAAAAUUCAACCACCAGAUUCUAACAAGCCUGCGCCUGCGCCUGGUCUUUUCGGUCCAUCGCUGUCUCCGGUAAACAAAAGUCCAAUAAAUACGUUGUACGAAAACUAUCCCGGACUAACUUUCACUUGCACUUUCGGAGAUGGAACUCCUCUAGAAACAUCGCAGGCGCCAACACAAUUAAGUCACAGCAUGCGGUUCAAAGUCGUCGUUCAAAUUAAAGAUCAGAAGUUCGAAGGAUUUGGGUCGAGCAAGAAACUGGCGAAGCUGGCGGCGGCGCGCGCCGCGCUCGGGGAGCUUUGCGAGCGCAGCCUGCACCAGUUGCGGCCCAGCUCUGAUGAUGCUCUGCCUCAACUCCUGGCUGACCACAUUGCCAAAUUGGUGAAUGAGAAGUUCAAUGAUUUAAUGCGAGAUGAUUUAGUGCAUUCUAAGAGAAAAGUGCUCGCUGGCAUCGUCAUGACUGUAGAUAACAAGAUGGAGGGGGCUAAGGUGUUGGCGGUGACGACGGGUACUAAGUGCGUGAGCGGCGAGCAUAUGUCGGUGCGAGGGCUCGCCGUCAACGACUGCCAUGCAGAGGUGGCAGCACGUAGAUGUUUUCAGCGAUUUCUGUAUGCACAAUUGUUGAUGUAUGCGAAUUCACCUGACCCAACCAGCCCAAUUCCGGAGUCAGACCUGGAGCCAGUUCCGGGAGGUGGCUACCGCCUGCGCGGCGACCGGCAGCUACAUCUGUACGUUAGCACUGCACCAUGCGGGGAUGGAAGGAUCUUCAGUCCCCACGACAGACAUGAGCUGGAGCCUGAUAGACAUCCUAACAGGUUAGCACGAGGCCAGCUCCGUACUAAGAUAGAGUCCGGUGAAGGUACCAUUCCUGUGAAGAACUGCACCAAUAUCGUGCAGACCUGGGACGGAGUGUUGCAGGGGGAGCGGCUGCUGACGAUGUCGUGCUCGGACAAGGCGGCGCGCUGGUGCGUGGCGGGCCUGCAGGGCGCGCUGCUGGCGCGCCUGCUGCGCCCCGUGUACCUGCGCUCGCUCGUGCUGGGCUCGCUGCUGCACCACCACCACAUGUACAGCCUAGCAUGGUAUGGUUAUGUUAUUGGGAUGUAUGGUAUAGGCAAGCGAGUAUUAGAUAUGAAUACGAAUGAAGUGGAUGAAAUAAAGAGAAAGAGAGGGAGAAAGAGAGAGAGGGAGAAAGAGAGAGAGAGAGAAAUAAGAGGGGGAAGAAAAAUUGGGGGUGGAAUAAGAACGAUAUUGAGAACUGGAAUUCUAUGUUCGAAACAACUAUUUAAAGCUACGUAUAAACGUGAUGUAUUAAAGGAAAUUGUGUAUAUAUGCGAGAAUUUCGGUGAUGUCGAUGUGCCUGAAGAUAUAAGA